This is a messenger RNA of Pestalotiopsis fici W106-1, 2649 nucleotides long. RefSeq lists its product as uncharacterized. Gene Ontology annotation, molecular function: calcium-dependent cysteine-type endopeptidase activity. The record is from RefSeq and is a predicted model, not a curated record. Gene Ontology annotation, cellular component: cytoplasm. Gene Ontology annotation, biological process: proteolysis. The transcript has 5 exons. Bases 1 to 2649 code for a protein of 882 amino acids. Lineage: Eukaryota; Fungi; Ascomycota; Sordariomycetes; Amphisphaeriales; Sporocadaceae.
AUGGCAGCAGUCUUUGGAGAUCCACCACCUCCUCCACCCAAUAGCAAGCCGUCCAACCGGAACAAGAAGACUCCUCAGGAGAUUCUGUCCGAGUUUUGGGACAAGUUCCAUACCAAGAAGCCCGGCAAAGUCACGACCAUUUUCCCCAAGAGCCUCUACAAGGCCGUGCUUCCGCACAGUUAUCCAGCCGGGGCCAAGUCGUCUCGCAACGCCGCCGAGAGCUACGAAGCCGCGGCCAAGGAGUGUCGGGAAAAGGUCAAGCGCAUUGUGCGCGAGUGCCAUCGGACCAAUGAGAAGUUCACCGAUCCCGACUUUGACAUUGAGCGGGAUCCCCUGAACAAUUGUCUCAAUGGCCUGGUCAGCGAGAGCGGCAUCGACGACGCCGGGGGCAGCGCCAAGCCGGCAGAUGCUGCGCCCACCGUCAGUGCCUGGGAGGUCAAGAGUAGUCUCGAGACACUGGCGCAGAGCCAGGCCCUCGGAAGUAACGGGACGGUGCCCUUUGACGCCAACGCCCUCAGCCGCCUGAUUGGAUCCGACGGGGACUCGGGCUACGCCUCUGGCGGCGGCUGGGGCUCCUGGGCGAACCCGGGCUCGGUGCACCGCAUCGACUGGAUCUUUGAGUCGCCCCAGUUCACCGUCAAUGGCUACUCCAGCUCGGACAUCAAGCAGGGCGGCGACGGCGACUGCUGGUGGCUGGCGGCCGUUGCCACGAUUGCCCACCGCAAGGACCUCAUGGAAAAGGUCUGCGUGGCGCGCGACGAGGAGUGCGGCGUCUACGGCUUCGUCUUUCAGCGCGACGGCGAGUGGAUCUCCACCGUCGUCGACGACAACCUCUACCUGACCGAGGAGGACUUUGACUACUAUGGCGACGUCUACGACGCCACGGGCAAAAAGGCCAGGCGCCACCGCAAGGAGAAGCAGACGGGCUCCGAGGCGCUGCUCUUUGCCCACUGUGCUGACCCCAACGAGACUUGGCUGCCAUUGUUGGAAAAGGCAUACGCCAAGGCUCAUGGCGAUUACGAGGCCAUCAGUGGUGGGUGGCCGGGCGAAGGUGUCGAGGAUAUGACGGGCGGCGUCACAACCACCAUCGAGUCCAACCGAGUCCUCAGCAAGGACAAGUUGUGGAAGGAGCUUACAUGCAGCGAUGGGGACUGUGUUUUUGCCCUCGCUGCCAUGAGCCAGGGCUGGGACUAUAAGAGAAGUGGCCUGGCACUGGGACAUGCCUACAGCAUCCUCCAGUCCCGCGAAGAAGUGGACGAAGAUGGGAACAAGGUGCGGCUUGUGCAGAUACGAAAUCCUUGGGGCCAACGAGGCUACGAUGGACUCGGUGAAUGGAACGGGUCAUGGUCGGAUGGUUCCAAAGAAUGGACACCUUAUUGGCUCAAGAAGCUGGAUUACAAAUUCGGAGAUGAUGGCAUCUUUUGGAUGUCACUGAAAGACAUGCUGGACAAUUUCAUGUAUAUCCAUCGCACUCGACUCUUUGAUGAAAAGUGGACCGUAGUCCAGCAAUGGACCAGCGCAAACAUUUCCUGGAUCACUGGCUAUCUGCCUACGAAAUUCGAAAUCGAGGUCAAGAAGGCCGGUCUUGUCGUCAUUGUCUUGACACAGCUCGACGAUCGCUACUUUCUAGGAUUCGAGGGUGAUUACGAUUUCGAGUUGCACUUUCUACUCCAGGAAGUUGACGCCCAGGCAUCCGAGCACAUUUGCCGCGUCCGCCCCGUCAAGAUGUGGCGGCCUCGCGCGGUCUCAUGCGAAGUACACCUCGAACCUGGAACAUAUGAAGUCCUCCCAAAGAUCACGGCCAAGCGCCACGGCCGAUCCAAGCCCAUUGAGGAUGUGGUCAAGGAAUACUCGGAGACGAACCCACAAAAGCUGCGACAAGUCGGCAUGCAAUACGACCUGGCUCACGCCAAGGGCGGCAUCCCCGACGAAGACGCUCGCGUCGAGGCCAAGAAGGACGAGCUUGCCCAGAAAAAGAAGGCCAAGAAACAAAAGGCCAAGGAGAGGACGAAGAAGAAGAGGGCAAUGACCAAAGCUGCCAAGGCCAUGCGCAAGGCGGCCGACGCCAUUGAAGAUGCCUCCAAAUCUGACCAAAAGCCGAGUCAGGCCAAGAAGGAAGGCGAGACAAAGGAGGACUCGGCUGCCAUUCCAGAGACAAUUUCGUCCUCUACGGAACAGGCAUCAUCGAACCCUCAACAGCCAGGCAAGCCGAUUGAGUCCAAGCCACAGCCAAGUGCUGCUCCAGAAGCAAAGUCAGAGGCAAAGCCGGAACAAGCCACAACGGCUACAAGUACCAAUCAGAGUAGCUCGGAGGCCGAGACUGUAAAGGAUGUCCCUGCACCAGUGGAUGACAAGGAAGUAUCUGAGACAGCCGUCGCCGAAGAUACGCAGGCCGUAGAAGCGACCGCGGAAAACAUUGACGAAGACGUGGACGAAGAAGAGUCCGAGUCCGCGUCUGACUCGGAUUCAGAAUCAGAAACCGAUGACAAUGAUAACGAAGCACCGAUUAAGCCGUGGAAUGCGGUGGCCGUCAUUGGACUUCGGGUGUACGCUCGUGAUCCAGAUGUGUCCAUCAAGUUGAAAGAAGCAGCCGCCGAGGAAGCCACUACGCUCACUGUGGAAGGCGAACCAACCGGUGCCACUAUAUGA